Messenger RNA from Galeopterus variegatus (Sunda flying lemur), 1576 nucleotides. Its product is annotated as transmembrane protein 180-like. Lineage: Eukaryota; Metazoa; Chordata; Mammalia; Dermoptera; Cynocephalidae. The annotation marks the transcript as partial. The transcript is spliced from 6 exons. The record is from RefSeq and is a predicted model, not a curated record.
GAGCUGGCUCUGAUCCCUGCUGCUAACUGGCUUAUUCUUCCCCAGGCACAAGGAUGGUGAGACUGCCCAUGGCCAUGAGCCCUCCUCCGUGCUCCUGGGGCUGAGGCUGGGGCUGGCAGCCAUGGGGCUGGGUCGGGCCCAGGCCUGGCUGUUGGAUCUGCCCAUGGCCGUGGUCUAUGGCUCCCUGGCCCUCUUCACCUCCAUCCUGCACAAUGUGUUCCUGCUCUACUAUGUGGACACCUUUGUCUCAGUGUACAAGAUCAACAAAACGGCCUUCUGGGUUGGAGAGACGGUGUUUCUCCUCUGGAACAGCCUCAAUGACCCCCUCUUCGGCUGGAUCAGUGACCGGCAGUUCCUCAGCUCCCAGCCCUGCUCAGGCACCGGACUGUCUUCGAGGGCUGUGGUGCUAGCACGGGUACGGGCACUGGGAUGGCAUGGGCCGCUGCUGGCGCUGUCCUUCCUGGCAUUUUGGGUUCCCUGGGCCCCAGCUGGUCUGCAGUUCUUGCUGUGCCUGUGCCUCUACGAUGGCUUCCUGACACUCGUGGACCUGCACCAUCAUGCCUUGCUGGCCGACCUGGCUCUCUCGUCCCAUGACCGCACCCACCUCAACUUCCACUGCUCCCUCUUCAGUGCCGCUGGCUCCCUCUCUGUCUUUGCCUCCUAUGCCUUUUGGAACAAGGAAGACUUCUCCUCCUUCCGUGCCUUCUGCGUGGCACUGGCUGCCGGAUCUGGGCUGGGCUUUCUGGGGGCCACGCAACUGCUGAGGCGGCAGGUUGAGGCGGCCAGGGGGGACCCAGGGUGCUCAGCCCUGGCCGUGGAUGGAGGCCUGUGUGGAAAGGAGCUGCUUGUGGGCAGCGAGGAAGCGGGCAGCAUCACCUUGGGCCAAUACCUCCAGCAGCUGGCACGCCACCGGAACUUUCUGUGGUUCGUGGGCAUGGACCUGGUGCAGGUCUUCCACUGCCACUUCAACAGCAACUUCUUCCCCCUCUUCCUGGAGCAUCUGUUGUCCGACCACAUCUCCCUCUCCAUGGGCUCCUUCCUGCUGGGCAUCUCCUAUGUCGCUCCCCAUCUCAACAACCUCUACUUCCUGCCCCUGUGCCAGCGCUGGGGCGUCUACACCGUGGUGCAGGGGCUCUUCCUGCUCAAGCUGGGCCUCAGUCUGCUCAUGCUGUUGGCUGGCCCAGACCACCCUGGCCUGCUCUGCCUCUUCAUUGCCAGGUAUGCCCCCGCCCACCCUCACCCCCACAAUUCUGUCCCAUCCUUUCACUGGUGCCCAUGCUCUCUCUCUGCUGGCAGCAACCGUGUUUUCACUGAGGGCACCUGUAAGCUACUGACCUUGGUGAUCACUGACCUGGUUGACGAGGACCUGGUGCUCAACCAUCGCAAGCAGGCGGCCUCGGCGCUCCUCUUUGGCAUGGUUGCCCUGGUGACCAAACCAGGCCAGACCUUUGCCCCGCUGCUGGGCACCUGGCUGCUCUGCUUCUACACAGGUGAGGGCCUGGGAGGCACAGCUUACCUGGCACAGAAGCUGACAAGCCUGGGCUCUGGGUCCAGUGAGGGAGAGAAUGGCAACCAG